This is a messenger RNA of Eublepharis macularius, 2409 nucleotides long. RefSeq names its product vomeronasal type-2 receptor 26-like. Gene Ontology annotation, biological process: G protein-coupled receptor signaling pathway. Gene Ontology annotation, cellular component: membrane. The transcript has 5 exons. Lineage: Eukaryota; Metazoa; Chordata; Lepidosauria; Squamata; Eublepharidae. Bases 1 to 2409 code for a protein of 802 amino acids. Gene Ontology annotation, molecular function: G protein-coupled receptor activity. The record is from RefSeq and is a predicted model, not a curated record.
AUGACUCAGAACUACCAGCACAUCCUGGCCUUGGUUUUUGCUAUAAAGGAAAUAAAUGAAAAUCUCCAGCUCCUGCCUAACCUCACGCUGGGAUUCAAUAUCUAUGAUGGCUAUUUGAAUGCAAGGUGGACUUACCUCGCUGCAAUGCAACUUAUUUCCACAAGGAACAGAUUUCUCCCCAACUACAAGUGUGACAUCCAAGACAAAGUCAUUGCUAUCAUUGCGGGGCUUGACUUAGAAUUGUCUCAUCAUAUCCCAGAUACAUUGGGCAUCUACAAGAUUCCACAGCUCUUGCAUGGCUCUGCUCCAGUGAUGACUGAUAAUACUGAAGUCCCUCCCUUCUAUCAGAUGGUCCCAACUGAAAUUCACCAGUACAUGGGGAUUCUCCAAUUACUUCUCCAUUUCAAGUGGACAUGGAUUGGAUACUUUGCUGUGAAUGGUGGGAAUCCAGAAUGGUUUGUGCAAAUGGUGUAUCCAGUAUUUUCCCAACAUGGGAUCUGUUUUGCUUUCACAGAAUUUUUCUCCAGUUUAAUUUUUAAUAAGAACUGGGAAAAAAUUGUGGAAUGGUGGUUGGAAAUAUUCAAUUCACUCAUGGGCAACAUAGCCCAUGUAGUUGUCUUACACGGAGAUAGUGGUUCCGUGAUAGUUUUGAGAUGGUUGUUGAGUUGGUUAAAAAACAAACACAUCUCACAAAAGCCAAAAGGUAAAGUGUGGAUUCUACCAGCCCAGAUGGAGUUCAAAUCUGUUUCCAGUAAAAGUAUCUGGGAUAUACAAGCCUUGCACGGUGCUCUAUCAGUUGCAAUUCACUCCAAUGAACUGCAUGGGUUCCAAGAAUUUCUGAGGAGUAGAAACCCUUCAGGUGUCAAGGAAGAUGGUUUUAUCAGGGACUUCUGGUCAUCUGCCUUUGACUGUGCUGUUCCAGAUUCUGUUGUGGGCAAGAUGAAUAUGAUGAACUGCACUGGAGAAGAGAGACUGGAGAACCUUCCCGGGCAUGUCUUUGAAAGGAUGACUGGCCAUGGCUACAACAUCUACAAUGCUGUUUAUGCUGUGGCCCAUGCUUUACAUGCCAUGUAUUCCUCUAACCCCCAAAGCAGAACAGCAACAGGAGGAGAGAGGACAAAGCAUCAAAAUCAGCAGUUGUGGCAGCUCCAUCACUUUCUGAGACGAGUCUCAUUUAACAACAGUGCUGGGGACAAUAUUUCUUUUGACAAAAACAGGCAAUUAAUAACAGGAUUUGAUGUUAUCAAUUGGGUCACAUUCCCAAACCAGUCCUUUGUCAGAGUGAAAGUUGGAAGUGUGGAUCUCAAGCUUCAAGAUCCUUCAAACCUAUCACUCACCAUUAAUGAGGAUGCCAUUAUAUGGCACAGCUGGUUUAACCAGGCAUGUCCCCUUUCUGUGUGCAAUGACAACUGCUAUCCAGGCUAUAGGAAGAAAAAGAAAGAGGGGAAGCCAUCCUGCUGCUAUGAUUGCAUGCCAUGUCCAGAAGGGAUGGUAUCUGGACAAAAAGACAUGGUUGAUUGUCUUAAAUGCCCAGCUGAUUAUUAUCCAAAUGAGGACAAGAUUUCCUGCAUCCCCAAAGUUAUAACCUUCUUGUCCUAUGAAGAACCUUUGGGCAUAGGCCUAACCACUGGAACAUUUUCAUUUUCUUUGAUCACAGUUCUGGUACUAGGAACAUUUCUGAAACACAACAAUACUCCUAUAGUCAAAGCCAACAACAGGACCCUCACCUACACGCUUCUCACCUCCCUCCUUCUGUGCUUCCUUUCUACUUUAUUAUACAUGGGUCCACCUAAAAAAGUGACUUGUUUCCUUCGCCAUGUUGCCAUAGGCAUCGGUUUCUCAACGGCUGUUUCUUGUGUGUUGGCCAAAACCAUCACUGUGGUUCUUGCAUUCAUGGCUACCAAGCCAGGAUCUAGAAUGAGCAAAUGGGUGGGGAAAAGAAUGGGCAUUUCCAUUGUUAUUUUCUGCUCCUUUAUUCAAGUAGGCAUUUCUGCGGUAUGGUUGACAAUCUCUCCUCCAUUCCCAGAUGCUGACAUGCAUUCAAUGACUAAAGAAAUUAUACUGGAAUGUAAUGAGGGGUCUGUGGCUAUGCUGUAUUGUGGCUUAGUCUACAUGAGCUUUCUGGUCAAUGUCAGUUUUAUUGUGGCUUUCUUUGCUAGGAAGCUACCAGACAGUUUCAAUGAAGCCAAGUUUAUUACUUUCAGCAUGUUGGUCUUUUGUUGCAUUUGGUGGUCCUUUCUUCCAACCUACCUGACAACUAAAGGAAAAUAUACAGUGGCUGUGGAGAUACUUUCUGUCUUAGCUUCCAGUGCUGGUUUCCUAGGUUGCAUUUUUUUCCCCAAGUGCUAUGUCAUUGUGCUAAAACCAAACAUGAACAGCAAGGAAUGGCUCAAAAGGAAAAAUCAUUGA